GGUGCGAGGGCUGGAAGGUAAAGGAGUUUUAGUGUUUUUGCACCAAACUUUGCUCAAAAGUCACACGACAUAUAAAUACCGGAGAAAGACCAGAUUUUAACUCUCGUGGAGUCUUUCGCUUGGAAUGUUUUCAGCUCGGGACAAUGGCACUCCAGAAUAUCAUUCAACACUUGCGCGCGCGCUUUGGGAAAUAUGAACGAUUGUACGACGAGGAGCACUUUGAGUCGGAAUCACCAUCUUAUAAAAGAUGCAUUCACAAACGAUUUGGAUUUCCGAGAUUCAGGAAGCUCACAGUAUAUCUAAUCCUGAUCAACCUGAUUAUUCUCGGACUGUUGAUUCAUUCUAUUCGCCCUCUCAUCACCCUGCUCGUACGGAAUGACGAACUAUUCGCAAUCAACUUCUCCGUCGACCAUGCAGCACAUCCAGAAGCAUUUCAAAGGCCAGACGGGAGGAAGAUACCGCGGAUUUUACAUCAGACAGCUCCCAACAGCUCAAUUCCAGAAAUUUGGGCAACCUCACAGCAAAGUUGCAAAGAAGCAUAUUCUGACUUUGAAUAUAAGCUCUGGACUGAUGACGGGGCUCGCGAAUUUCUUAAGGAGGAAUUCCCAUGGUAUCUCGACACUUGGGAUAACUAUCCUUUUCCAAUCCAGCGCGCAGACGCCAUCCGCUAUUUUGUUCUGUAUCAUUUUGGCGGAAUAUACAUGGACAUGGAUACAUAUUGCAACUCGUCCUUCCCCAUAGAUCAGAUCGAAUCUCUACCAGGAAACGACCACGCCUUGUUCAAAUCGACAUUGCCGACGGGUAUCACGAAUGACUUUUUAAUCUCAACCGCAAAGCACCCAGCUUUUGCAUCAGCUGUAUCAAGACUGGCCAGCUUUCACCAGACAACACGGCUCUGGGCUCGUCUUCAACCCUAUGCAGCUAUUAUGCUGUCUACAGGGCCUCUCUUCUUGACCUUGGCAGUGCAACAAUAUCUGCUUGGCCAGCCAAUUUUACCAUCACCAACCAUACACAUCAUGGACCCUGAGAUGCUACUGCCAUAUAUGACAGACUUUGAAACUGCGACCUGGCAUCAGAGUGACGCCCAGGUGCUCAAAUGGCUCGGAGACAGGCCAUGGACAUGGUUCAGUUUGGGAUUCAUUGGGGUUAUCGCUGGCGUAUACACCUUCAAUUGCGUGCUAUCACGAACUUUUACGACUCUUUAUCGUAAGCUAUUAUAAUAUCCUAUAGAUUCAGCGACUGCUUCUCAAGAAAUAAAAAUUUCCCCAGCUAAAAUGGGCAGGUAAUUUCACA
This is a messenger RNA of Fusarium oxysporum Fo47, 1293 nucleotides long. Its product is annotated as nucleotide-diphospho-sugar transferase. The record is from RefSeq and is a predicted model, not a curated record. Bases 144 to 1220 code for a protein of 358 amino acids. Gene Ontology annotation, molecular function: mannosyltransferase activity. Gene Ontology annotation, biological process: mannosyl-inositol phosphorylceramide biosynthetic process. The transcript has a single exon. NCBI's taxonomy places the organism in Eukaryota, Fungi, Ascomycota, Sordariomycetes, Hypocreales, Nectriaceae.